AUGCCAACCACUAGAGAUCAUCGCGAAAUUGUCAUUAUUGAUAUUGCCGGCGGAGCGUCAGGAAAAGCGGGUGGACUUCUUGCGCAAUGGGCUUAUCCCAGCAACCUCGUGGGCCUAAGUUAUUCGCUUCACGCCGAGCUUGCGAAAGAGCAUGAUGGAAAGACUAGAUGGGGCUAUCGAGAAACCAAUUGUGGCCAGCUCGUCGUCCGAGGUCGUGCCUUGACUGAAAAGAAUGAGAAGAAGGUAGAGAGCGGUAACUCCGAGUCGCUAAAGAAACGCAGCACCGCUGCGCUGUCCAAACUCAAGGCUGCUAAGAUCCCCGAAGAUUUGGAUUGGAUUGAACCAGAUCUCUUGCGAGCUUACGAGAGCAUGAGCGGGCCUGGGGAGACGGCUCAGGUUCACCCAUACCUCUUUACGACCUCAAUGGCAAACCUGGCAGAAGAGAAGGGAGCAAAGACCAUUCUUGGACAGGUUACAGAUAUCCUUCGUCCAAAUGGAUCGGUUGAAUCUGUGACUUAUAUCGACAAAACUUCAGGAGAGUCACACACAAUCCCCGCCACCGAUGUUAUUGUUGCUGCUGGCCCAUGGACCCAGCGUAUUCUUCCUGAAGUCCCCAUCGAAGGUAUGCGCGCUCAUAGUGUGGUCAUCCAACCAACUACACCUGUCAGUUCUUAUGCUCUGUUUACGAAUAUUGAGAUCCCUGCGAACUUCCAUCCUUCCAAGAGGUCUCGCCCGACGGUCGCGGCUCCAGAGAUCUAUACGCGCCCGGAUAACACGGUUUAUGCGUGCGGUGAUGGAGAUAAGAACGUUCCUCUACCCAGCACUUCUGCAGAAGUUGAAGUGAAUGAAGUGCUUUGCCAGGAUAUUAUUGAUCAAGUGGGUAGCAUCUCGGACGAGCUACGUGACGGGGAAGUUCUUACCCGACAGGCUUGCUAUUUACCCAACUGUAUCGGAACUGGAGGACCACUGGUAGGAUUAACCCACACAAAGGGUCUUUAUCUUGCUGCCGGCCACACCUGUUGGGGUAUUCAGAAUGGCCCCGGAACUGGCAAGCUUAUGAGUGAGUUCGUGUUCGAUGGCAAGGCUAAGAGCGCGAAGAUCGAAUCAUUGGAUCCUCGCGAUCAACUUUGA
This is a messenger RNA of Penicillium taxi, 1131 nucleotides long. RefSeq names its product NAD(P)/FAD-dependent oxidoreductase. Bases 1 to 1131 code for a protein of 376 amino acids. NCBI's taxonomy places the organism in Eukaryota, Fungi, Ascomycota, Eurotiomycetes, Eurotiales, Aspergillaceae. Gene Ontology annotation, cellular component: cytoplasm; late endosome. Gene Ontology annotation, molecular function: oxidoreductase activity. The transcript is spliced from 2 exons. Gene Ontology annotation, biological process: retrograde transport, endosome to Golgi. The record is from RefSeq and is a predicted model, not a curated record.